AUGGUUAAAGAUACACCAGUUUCGUUACCUACUACUUCUGAACUUCGACACACACCAAUAGCCAUGACACAGGACCAGCUUGACAAUAUGGAACAUAAAAUACUAUAUCGACAGACCAGAUCACUAAGGCUUGGAGAUACACAACGAUUCAAAAUACAUUUCACUCCACAUGCAGAAGGUGAUGAAGUAGUAAUACCGCCUACAUUGUGGGUAAAAGUCAAGAACCUUGAACCAGUAUCGAAGAGAGCAAUAUAUUUAGCUGGGCCGUAUAUAUUGUAUGUUGAUUGCCGUCAACUGGAUUAUGAUCCCAACGUCAAAUAUUUUGUCACUGCGGAUCAACCGGUUUUUGAACCGCAAUUACUACCUGGUCAAUCCUUCUACGUGCAGUUAUCGUGUCAUACUUUAAAAAAGGACUACUCCUGGGUAGUGGAUGUUGUGUCGCAAAUAAUAUUUAAUACAAAGAUUAUGAUUGAUUUUGAGAUCAUGGUUGGAACGUCAAAAAAAGUGCUACAUGAGGCGUCUAGUCCCGACAUGAACAUUCCAAAUGCCGACAAAGUGGGUGCCUUUCAUUCCUUGUUAAAUGUUACAGAAUGGGAUACCAAGGAUUUGUGGAAUUUACCCGUGCUUCAACCAGGGAAACCAAAGCACUUGGUUAUAUUGACUCAUGGGCUUCAUUCAAAUUCAAGUGCUGAUAUGUUGUAUCUAAAAGAACAGAUUGAUAAAGUGGCCAAAAAUACUCAAGAAUCUUGUGGAGAGGAAACCGUUGUCAAAGCUUUCUUUGACAAUGCAGGAAAGACUGAACGGGGUAUCAAGUAUUUGGGAAGCAGGGUAGCCGAGUACAUUGUUGAGCUUGUCACCGAAAACGAGAUGCUAAAUAAUGGACAAGUCACCAAAAUAUCAUUUGUUGGCCAUUCAUUGGGCGGAUGCGUGCAAACAUUUGUUAUAGCCUACCUUCGACUGAACUUUCCUUGGUUUUUCGAAACAAUCAAACCUAUAAAUUUUAUUACUAUAGCUUCGCCAUUGUUGGGGGUUGCAAAUGAAAACCCACUUUAUGUCAAGGUUGCGUUGUCUGCUGGUGUUGUAGGGAAAACUGGUCAAGAAUUGGGUCUCAAAUACCUUGAAAACAACUCCAAGCCAUUAUUGUUGCUAUUACCGUCGGGAUUGGCACAUAAGACAUUGAAACAGUUCAGGAGAAGGACGGUUUAUGCCAACGCAUUAAGUGAUGGAAUAGUGCCAUUGAGAACUUCUUCGUUAUUGUACCUUGAUUACAAAGGGCUAGUUCCUUUGAUAAACUCAAAUAAUAUAUCCUUGAGUGACGCGAGAAAGGCUGCAAGCAGUAGCGAAUCAUCUGCGAAAAAUAUCGAUAAAGCUUCAGGAAAGGCGCCCAAAUCUGUGCUGGACAGUAAUCCGUUUCUGCCUGUGCAAACACUAAUGUCAUACUUUAUGCCCCAGAAGCAGAAAGGUCACGGCGAACAGUAUAGAAACUUUCAAACUAUGGGUGCAGAAGGAGAAGUCGAAGACGAAGACGAAGGAGGGGACGAGAAACGUGAGGCACAUGGCAUUCCGAACCUGACAUUUUUGGAUAGCGCUGCUGCCUUGUUCCUCCCUCCGCUACCCUCUAUGAAAUACAUAACAGAUCCCACCAGUAGAGAAAACGUCAUCAUCCACGAUAAAGUCUACUACGAGAAAGAUUUGCCAAAGACAUUAAAGAAUGGUGAACAUCCCAGCCCAAGUGGAAAUGGUUCUGUUAAUGGUGGUAGCUCGUCAAUGACAAAGCGAUUCCUAAACAAGCUAGAUUACAAUUAUGAGGAGCUCGAAGAGCAAAUUGCACGUGAGUACCAUAAGAACAUGAGUUGGCGCAAAGUGGUUGUCAAGCUAAAACCAGAUGCCCAUAAUAACAUCAUUGCACGAAGGAGAUUCGCCAACGCGUAUGGUUGGCCAGUUAUUAAGCAUCUCGUGGAGAGUCAUUUCGCUCCAGAAAAGGUUUACAAUAAAGCAGUGGUAUCGGCGAUGGAGCAUUCGUCCACCAGUGAAUUUGCAAGCCAUGACUCAUUAGACGAUGAACAAGAUUUGACGAAUUUGGUUAAUAGAGAUUUAUUGACACAACAAAAUCAUGAGAUUGACGAAACUACAAUGGCCGAGGAAGAAGGGAAUACUGUAAAUGCUGCGUGGAUUAAUUCUAAAGACAAUGGUGAAAGUGUUUUUGCUUUGGGCGUUGCUGGGUUGUUGGGUGAAGUUACGCAUUUAGUUGGUGAUUUCAGCGAUUCCAUAUUUAAUGGGAAGCGUCCUUCGAUUCCAUUUAUUGGACAAAUUCCAUUACCUACAGCAUUAGUUUCCCCAUCCAAUGAGAUACCAGUAACCAGUGGUGGCACAACUUCUGAUAAAGUCGUCAAAGGUAAUGCUAAUGACAACAUUGACGAGUCUGGCGAUUUAAGUCUUUCAAAGCCGGGAGUUAUGAAUGACUUUUUAUAA
Molecule: messenger RNA, 2472 nt
Organism: Lodderomyces margitis
Lineage: Eukaryota; Fungi; Ascomycota; Pichiomycetes; Serinales; Debaryomycetaceae
Product: putative lipase
Exons: 2
Coding region: 1-2472 (823 amino acids)
Molecular function (GO): monoacylglycerol lipase activity
Source: RefSeq, a predicted model, not a curated record